GUUUUGGCGACCUUUAAUGUAUCCAAAAUUGAAGAGGAAGAAAACUUUUGGUUCAACAGUUGCACUGUGUGCCACAAUGAAGUAACCAGAGUCGAAAUGAAAUUUAAAUGUGAGGCAUGUAACCGCAGCUUUCCAUAUUCUGAUAAGAGAUUUAGGAUACUGGUCCUAGCCGAUGACAAGACUCAUGCAUGCAAUGUGUUAUUAUUCGAUCGUAUUGUAAAACGACUUCUUGGAACGACCGUCACCAACAUUCUUUCUGAAAUGAAGAAGUCACCCGAUAGCGGUUCAGUGAAAGAGAUGUAUAAAAGAAUCAUAGGCAAGGAGAUUUCUGCUAAGAUCCUUCUUUCUGAAGGCAAUAAGAGUGGUGAGAGCAAUAUAUAUGAGGCUGUCGACCUUUUCGACCCCACAAUGCUUGCUUCUUCUUCUGGUGAAAAAUCUCCAGAGACCAAUACAUCAGCAUUCUCUCAUCCAGGGGUUGUCCCUGGAAUUGAACUGUUCCAGACUCCCGGGUCAGCAAGUUCUGUCUCGAAGAAGAUUAAGACGGAAGAAGAUGUAGUCCAUAUCGGUUAGACCAGGGUCUUCUUGGCGAGGUCUACAUUGCAGACCGCACUUGAUUUGUUUCCUGUUAUUCAAUAAAGUUGUCAAAGUACAAGCGUGUUUCCCUGUUUUGCAUUGCUAUUUGAAUUAUGUUUGUAAUAAAGUUUUCAGCCUUCUGAAUUUACAUUGAAGAUUGCAUCUUUUUAUGUACUCAUUGGUGGUUUGUUUAAAUAUUUAUCUAGGUCUUUUUGCCGU
Messenger RNA from Daucus carota subsp. sativus, 792 nucleotides. RefSeq lists its product as uncharacterized. NCBI's taxonomy places the organism in Eukaryota, Viridiplantae, Streptophyta, Magnoliopsida, Apiales, Apiaceae. The transcript is spliced from 5 exons. The record is from RefSeq and is a predicted model, not a curated record. The coding region runs from base 97 to 570 and encodes 157 amino acids.